CUUGAGCCCAUUCCACCAAUAAAACAAUGCUUGCUCCGUACUAACAUAUCCCGCAGCCACAUAAGAUCCCGAGUACUGUAACUACAACUGUCAACAGAGCACUCUGAUCAUGACCAUGGCAUUUUACGGCCACAAGCAAGCUUCGCGGUUGUGCGUUCGGUUCAUAUUAACACAUCUCUUUGCUCGUCCAGAGUACCUCCCCCUCCACACUCUGACCCAUUUUACGGCCACGAACAGGCUUCGCAUUUCUAAGGAAUAACUUAAAAAUGGAUUCAUCAAUGUUCACAACAGAACAUCUGGUCUUGCGCGGAUUUGAAGAGAACGAUCUAGAUGAUCUUCUCGCGUUCCGCAACGAUGCUCGUGUUAUGCGAGGGAUAACUGUCGGACCCAUCACUCCGCGAUCAACGAGUUCCUCAAAACUCUCGCAGAGAACUCGACCAUCUGGAAUCUGGAUUACCGUCGUCCAUAGGGAAACGGGGGAAUUCAUGGGGGAAUGCGGCAUUAAAGUGAGAGCAUGGGUGUUUUGGACGAAGAGUGGGCUGAUGUAUUGUAAGAAUUGAAUCAAUAAUUCCCAUACCACACCCCACUAUAGGCCAUAAUCAAGAAAAAUGAAGAUCCGAG
Messenger RNA from Suillus subalutaceus, 621 nucleotides. RefSeq lists its product as uncharacterized. The record is from RefSeq and is a predicted model, not a curated record. Bases 267 to 560 code for a protein of 97 amino acids. Gene Ontology annotation, molecular function: acyltransferase activity, transferring groups other than amino-acyl groups. The transcript is spliced from 2 exons. Lineage: Eukaryota; Fungi; Basidiomycota; Agaricomycetes; Boletales; Suillaceae.